GUGAGGGAAGAGGGGGCAGGCCAGGGGGGUAGGGGUCCAGGGGGUGGGGGCGGGAAGGGGGGCAAGGGAAAAGGGCCGGGGUCUCGUAGGAGAGUUUUUGGACCAAGGGAGUAUUCAGCCCUGAGGAAAGCCAGUCACUGCCAGAGUACGUGAGCUGAGCCACCCACCCACUCAGGAGGCCGGGGCGAGAGGGAUUACCAGCUCCACCAAUGGGGAGGGAGGACGCAGCGGGUGGUGCCGAAGAUUGGCAAAUAGACGGUGGGGGCGGUAUCUAAAAAAGUACCUCCCCCUCUGCCAAAGCUUAGACCGGAAAUAUGGAGGAAAGGAGGAGGAGAGGGAGGAGCCCGCCGAAGAGGGCGUGGCUCGGCAAUGAUGGCGGGAGAAAGAAGCUGGUUAGGGCCCACCUUUGGCGGGGAGGGGGAGAGAGACGGGGGCGGACGGAGAGAUAGCUAGAUGUGGGACAAUGAAUCCAUAGUUAACGCACCUCGUUGGUGUCAACCCCAUCCACAGCCUUUUUCCUUUGCGGGAAGGCCAAGAAGCCUCAAGACCAGAAUCUCGCCAUGUCUAUUGUCAAGAUCCAUGCCAGGGAGAUUUUUGACUCUCGUGGGAACCCCACAGUUGAGGUUGAUCUCCACACUGAAAAAGGUCUCUUCCGAGCCGCUGUGCCCAGUGGUGCCUCUACUGGCGUCUAUGAAGCCUUAGAACUCCGAGAUGGUGAUAAGAGCCGCUUCCUAGGGAAAGGUGUCUCAAAAGCUGUUGAGUUUAUUAACCAAACUAUUGGCCCAGCCCUGGUUAACAAGAAACUUAGUGUCCUGGAGCAGGAGAAAAUCGACCACCUGAUGUUGAGCAUGGAUGGCACUGAGAAUAAAAGUAAAUUUGGUGCAAAUGCCAUACUUGGAGUGUCUCUGGCUGUUUGCAAGGCUGGAGCUGCUGAGAGAGGUGUCCCCUUGUACCGCCAUAUUGCUGACCUAGCUUGUAAAGAAGAGAUCAUUCUACCUGUACCCGCCUUCAAUGUGAUCAAUGGCGGCUCCCAUGCUGGUAACAAGCUGGCCAUGCAGGAGUUCAUGAUCCUCCCGAUAGGAGCCAAGACUUUCAGGGAGGCCAUGCGCAUUGGCACUGAGGUCUACCACAACCUGAAGAUUGUGAUUAAGGAGAAGUUUGGGCAGAAUGCCACCAGCGUUGGGGAUGAAGGCGGCUUUGCUCCUAACAUCCUGGAGAAUAAAGAAGCUCUUGAGCUGCUAAAAGAAGCGAUUGCUAAGGCUGGCUACACCGAGCAAGUUGUCAUUGGCAUGGAUGUGGCUGCCUCGGAGUUUUACAGGGAUGGAAAGUACGACCUGGAUUUCAAGUCUCCUGAUGACCCCAGCAGACACAUCACUUCAGAGGAUCUGAGCAAGCUCUACAAGUCCUUUAUCCAGGAUUACCCAGUGGUAUCUAUUGAAGAUCCCUUUGACCAGGACGAUUGGGAAGCUUGGAAGGAUUUCACUGCUUCCGUAGGCAUCCAGGUGGUAGGGGAUGAUCUCACAGUGACCAAUCCCAAGCGCGUCAAAAAGGCCAUCAGGGAAAAAGCCUGCAACUGUCUCCUGCUCAAAGUGAACCAGAUUGGCACGGUCACAGAAUCGAUCCAGGCGUGCAGAAUGGCCCAGUCUAGUGGCUGGGGAGUAAUGGUUUCCCAUCGUUCUGGGGAGACCGAAGAUCCCUUCAUUGCAGACCUUGCAGUGGGCCUUUGCAGCGGGCAGAUUAAGACUGGUGCCCCUUGCCGAUCCGAGCGUCUGGCCAAAUAUAAUCAGCUUCUCAGAAUUGAAGAACAUCUGGGCAACCGGGCUAAAUUCGCUGGUAGGGACUUCAGAAAACCCGGUACAAUUUGCCAGACUGAUAGAUCUCCCGCAGUCACCACCCUAGCAGUUUUUAUGUGCCAUGUCAGAAGCCACCGGUAACCCACGGGAAAGACACGGCUGUACCUCUGGAGGGACGGGGUCCUACUGGGCUAAUAAAUCAUCUUUCUACCCCUU
Molecule: messenger RNA, 2009 nt
Organism: Trichosurus vulpecula (common brushtail)
Lineage: Eukaryota; Metazoa; Chordata; Mammalia; Diprotodontia; Phalangeridae
Product: alpha-enolase-like
Exons: 12
Coding region: 561-1934 (457 amino acids)
Biological process (GO): glycolytic process
Cellular component (GO): phosphopyruvate hydratase complex
Molecular function (GO): magnesium ion binding; phosphopyruvate hydratase activity
Source: RefSeq, a predicted model, not a curated record